Molecule: messenger RNA, 1720 nt
Organism: Pteropus alecto (black flying fox)
Lineage: Eukaryota; Metazoa; Chordata; Mammalia; Chiroptera; Pteropodidae
Product: keratin, type II cytoskeletal 6A
Exons: 10
Coding region: 29-1720 (563 amino acids)
Biological process (GO): keratinization; intermediate filament organization
Cellular component (GO): keratin filament
Molecular function (GO): structural constituent of skin epidermis
Source: RefSeq, a predicted model, not a curated record
UUCUCCAGCCUUCGCAUCUUCAGGAACCAUGUCUAGCACAACUAUGAGGAGCCAAAGCAGCAGCCGCCGUGGCUUCAGUGCCAGCUCAGCCAGAGUCCCUGGGGUCUGCCGCUCUGGCUUCAGCAGUGUCUCCGUGUCCCGCUCUAGGGGCAGUGGUGGCCUUGGUGGAGUGUGUGGAGGAGCUGGCUUUGGCAGCCGGAGCCUCUACGGCCUGGGGGGCUCCAAGAGGAUCUCCAUCGGAGGGGGCAGCUGUGCCAUCGGUGGAGGAUACGGCGGCAGAGUUGGAGGGGGCUUUGGUUUCGGAGCUGGAGCCGGGAGUGGAUUUGGAUUCGGCGGUGCAGCUGGUAGUGGCUUUGGGCUCGGUGGUGGAGCUGGCUUUGCUGGUGGCUAUGGGGGCUCUGGCUUCCCCGUGUGCCCCCCUGGAGGCAUCCAAGAGGUCACCAUCAACCAGAAUCUCCUCACUCCUCUGAACCUGCAAAUCGACCCCACCAUCCAGCGGGUGCGGACUGAGGAGCGGGAGCAGAUCAAGACCCUCAACAACAAGUUCGCCUCCUUCAUCGACAAGGUGCGGUUCCUGGAGCAGCAAAACAAGGUCCUAGAGACCAAGUGGAGCCUCCUUCAGGAGCAGGGCUCCAAGACUGUGAGGCAGAACCUGGAGCCCUUCUUUGACGCUUACCUCAAUGACCUCCGCCGGCAGCUGGACAACGUCACCACCGAGAGCGGCAGGCUGGAUGCUGAGCUGAGGAACAUGCAGGACGUCGUAGAAGAUUUCAAAGUCAAGUAUGAGGAUGAAAUUAACAAACGCACUGCUGCUGAGAAUGAGUUUGUGGCCCUGAAGAAGGAUGUGGAUGCCUCCUACAUGAACAAGGUGGAACUGGAGGCCAAGGUCAGCUGUCUGACUGACGAAAUCAACUUCUUACGGAUGCUCUAUGAGGAAGAGCUGUCCCAGAUGCAGACCCAGGUCAGUGACACAUCCGUGGUGCUGUCCAUGGAUAACAACCGCAGUCUGGACCUGGACAGCAUCAUCGCUGAGGUCAAAGCACAGUAUGAGGAUAUUGCCAAUCGCAGCCGGGCUGAGGCCGAGUCCUGGUACCAGACGAAGUACGAGGAGCUACAGGUUUCGGCAGGCAGACAUGGCGAUGAUCUCCGAAACACCAAACAAGAGAUCUCUGAGACGAACCGGAUGAUCCAGAGGCUGAGAGCUGAGAUCGACAGCAUCAAGAAGCAGUACGCUAGCCUGCAAUCGGCCAUCGCCGAUGCAGAACAACGCGGAGAACUGGCCCUCAAGGAUGCCCGGGCCAAGCUGGUGGACCUGGAGGAGGCCCUGCAGAAAGCCAAGCAGGACAUGGCCCGGCUGCUGCGUGAGUACCAGGAGCUGAUGAACGUCAAGCUGGCCCUGGACGUGGAGAUCGCCACCUACCGCAAGCUGCUGGAGGGCGAGGAGUGCAGGCUGAGUGGAGAAGGUGUUUCUCCAGUUAACAUCUCUGUGGUAACCUCCACCGUUUCCAGUGGCUAUGGAGGUGGCAGCGGCAUUGGAGGUGGAAGCCUGGGUCUCGGUGGGGGCAGCGGCUACUCCUUCACCACCAGUGGUGGGCACGGCCUGGGUGCAGGCCUCGGGGGCUCCAGCUUCAGUGCUAGCAGCAACCGGGGGCUUGGGGGCAGUGGCUCCAGUGUCAAAUUUGUCUCCACUACGUCCUCCAGCCCACCUGUGGUGCUAUGA